GUGGCGUCCAGGAGUCAAGAGUGAUGGAUGAGGCUUUGGAGUUGAAUAGCAUAUGUGAUUCCAGGUCCCUAGAACUGAGGACGGGAGGUAUCCUGGCAGGGCUACAAUACUAAAGCAGUUGUAUGGGACAAGAGCCUUCUCCGGGCCUGGCGGUGGUGGUACACAUCUUUGAUGCCAGCACUUGAGAGGCAGAGGUGGAGGCAGACAGAUCUCUGAGUUCAAAGCCAGCCUGGUCUACAAAGUGGGUUCCAGAAUGGCCAAGGCUACACUGUCUCAAAAAAGUCUCCAAUCCUAGCACUCUAGGAGGCAGAGGUAGACUGACCUCAGUAAGUUCAAGGCCGUCCUGGUCUACAGAGCAAGUCCCAGGACAGCUAGGACUGUAGAUACAGAGAAACCCUGUCUUGAGAAACAAACAGUCUUCUCCAGGAAAAAAGAGAGGUAGUGCUGGCGCUGAGCCCUGGAACUAAUGUCCUUUAUGAGGUGGCCCUGAGAAUUGGCACCAAGUUCUGUCCUGCUGGGGGAGGGGCAGGCAGAAGCCACAGUAGGGACUGUAUACAGAUGGUUCUCGCCAUGCUGGGGGCUCUGUACCCCAGGGCUGGGCUCAGUCUCUUCCUUUUUUACCUCAUCCUGGCAGGCGCACUCCUUCGACCUCAGCCCCAGAGGUCUCAGCGAUCUGUUCCUGAGGAAUUUUCAUCCCCGCUGGAACUCCUGCAGCCGCUUUCAGACCUAGUGGAUGACUAUGGGAUCAGACCCAAGCACCCGUGGCCACGAGGGCCCCGACCCCUUCUCUCUCAGGCCCAGCAGCGCAAGCGGGAUGGGCCCAACAUGGCUGACUAUUACUAUGACGUGAACCUGUGAUGGG
Molecule: messenger RNA, 862 nt
Organism: Chionomys nivalis (European snow vole)
Lineage: Eukaryota; Metazoa; Chordata; Mammalia; Rodentia; Cricetidae
Gene: Frey1
Product: Frey regulator of sperm-oocyte fusion 1
Exons: 3
Coding region: 559-858 (99 amino acids)
Source: RefSeq, a predicted model, not a curated record